CAUUAGUGGUGUUUAGGUUUGAAACGGUAAGAGAAAGCUGAUAAAACUACUCAAGACCACGGGUUUAGAUCAUCUACGUUGGAUAAAAAAAAAAAAAAAAAAACCUAAACGGAGGAAAAGUUAGACCAAGAAGAACAAGCUGAAGAUGGGUGAUCCAAUCCAAUUAAAAGAUGAAGGAAACAAACACUUUCAGGCUGGUGAUAUCGACAAGGCCAUCGAGUGCUACACCAACGCCCUGAAGGAGUGCACAGACAAAAAGAUGCAGGCUGUGAUUUACAGGAACAGAUGUGCAUGCUACCUGAAAAAGGAAAGCUAUUCAAAUGCAGUUUCUGAUGCAUCUAAAGCAAUUGAUGAGGAUGCGUCAGAUAUUAAAGCCUUGUAUCGCCGCUGUCAAGCUCUGGAGAAGCUGGGAAAACUGGACAUGGCUUUCAAAGAUGUGCAGCGAUGCGCCACCCUGGAGCCAAAGAACAAGACCUUCCUAGAGACUCUCCGCAGACUGGGAGCAGAAAUCCAGGCCAAGCUCAAGACAACAUUUUCCACAGAUUCGAGAGUACAGAACAUGUUUGAUAUUCUUCUUGAUGAGGAUAUGGACAAAGAAAAGAAGGAAAAGGCGGCCAACAACUUGAUUGUGCUGUCGAGAGAAGAUGCUGGAGCAGAGAGAAUCUUCCAGAACAACGGGGUGGCUCUGCUGCUCAACAUGGUUGAGACUGGGAAACCAGAAAUGAUCCUGGCUGCAGUCCGAACUCUGUCGGGAAUGUGCACUGGGCACAAAGCUCGGGCCAUGGCCAUUGUCAACAUGAUGGGUAUUGAUAAGAUCUGCAGCAUUAUGGCACUGGACAACGAAGAAAUUGCACUGGCAGCAUGCAACCUCUUCCAAUGCAUCAAUGACUCUCUCACUGGUGGAGACACAAGGGAUUAUGGGAAGGAAGCAUCUUUAGUUUUGGAUGCAUCUAAAGAUUUGAAAACCAUUCUCCUUGCCCUCCUGGAGAUGAUAUCCAAUAAGAAGGUGUCGGGUCAUGGCAGAGACCAGGCACUGAACCUCCUCACCAAAAACGUCCCUUCUAAAGACAAGAAAGGGAGAGACCACUCCAGGACCCUUUUCACCAUUGAUCACGGUCUGAAGAAGAUCCUGAAGGUCUGCGGUCAGGUUCCCGAGCUGCCGGAUCAGCUCCCUCUGACAGAGAACACACAGCUGAUCGCCAGCGUGCUUCUCAACAAACUCUACGAAGACCUGAAGUGUGACCCAGAGAGAGCCAACUUCAAGGAGAUCUGCGAUCAAUACAUCAAAUCUAAAAUUGAUCCCAACAACAUGGAUAAGACUCUCCAUGCCAUCAACACCAUGUCAGGGCUGCUGCAGGGUCCCUUUGAGGUCGGCAACUCUCUGGUGGGACAGCAGGGCGUCAUGGAGAUGAUGGUGGCUCUGUGCAGCUCAGAGCGGGACGUGGACCAGAUGGUCGCCGUCGAGGCGCUGAUCCACGCCUCCACGAAGAUGAGCCGCGCCAGCUUCUUCAUCACCAACGGCGUGUCGCUGCUGAAGGACAUCUACAAGAAGACGAAGAAUGAGAAGAUUAAAAUUCGAGCUCUGGUGGGUCUCUGUAAACUGGGUUCAGCUGGAGGUGACGAUUACGGCUUAAGGCAGUUUGCUGAGGGUUCCACAGAGAAGCUGGCCAAGCAGUGCAGAAAGUGGCUUUGUAAUCCCCAGAUUGAUUCCAAAACAAGGAAGUGGGCUAUUGAGGGUCUUGCCUAUCUGACUAAUGAUGCUGACGUUAAAGAUGACUUUGUGGAAGAUGAGCUUGCAAUGAAAGCCAUGUUUGAGCUGGCAAAGUCUAGGGAUAAGACAAUCUUGUAUGCAGUUGCUUGCACUUUGGUAAACUGCACCAACAGCUACGAUAAGAAGGAAAUCAUUCCUGAGCUGGUUCAGCUGGCCAAGUUCUCUAAGCAGCAUGUCCCUGAGCAACACCCCAAAGACAAGAAAGACUUUAUUGAGAAGAGAGUAAAAAGGCUGCUGAAGGCUGGAGUCAUUUCAGCUCUUGCUGUCAUGGUCAAAGCAGACAGCGCUAUCUUGACUGAUCAGACCAAAGAGAUGUUGGCACGGGUUUUCUUGGCACUGACAGAGGAUUCCAAAGACCGUGGCGCGAUAGUGGCCCAUGGAGGGGGAAAGGCUCUGAUACCUCUUGCCCUUGAAGGAACAGAAAAGGGGAAGGUGAAAGCAAGCUUUGCACUCGCCAAGAUAGCCGCUGUUUCCAACCCGGAGAUUGCUUUCCCUGGAGAAAGGGUAUAUGAGGUGAUACGACCUCUAGUCAGCCUGCUGCAUACAGACAAAGAGGGGGCAGAGAACUAUGAGGCUCUCCGAGGGCUCACCAACAUGGCUGGUUUCAGUGAAAAGCUAAGGGUAAAAAUGGUGAAGGAGAAAGCUUUGCCAGAGAUCGAGAACCACAUGUUUGAAGAGAAUGAAAAGAUCAGACUGGCGGCCGUUGAAUGUAUGUGCAAUCUUGUAACAUGCAAAGAGGUCCAAGCUCGUUACCUUGAGGAUGGCAACGAUAAGCUGAAGCUGCUGGUAUUGCUCUGUGGAGAGGACGAUGAAAAACUUCAGAUAGCUGCAGCCGGAGGUCUGGCCAUGCUCACUGCAGCUGAGAAAAAGCUUUGCACCAAAAUGACUCGUGUGACAGUACAGUGGCUAGAGAUCCUGCAGAGGUUAUGUCUCCAUACCAACCCUAGCGUCCAGCACCGAGGCCUGGUGAUUGUGUACAACAUGCUAAACUCUGACGACUUCGAGUUGGCCAAGAAACUGAUCGAGAGUGAGAUGCUGGAAAUCCUCACUGUGAUUGGAAAAGCAGAGGACAAUCCCAAGAGGCAGGAUCCCAUUGACGUGGCACGCACAUGUCUGGUCAAAGCCAUGGAUCUCGGUCUCGUCAAGCCCUUCACGAGCCCUUCCUAAGCAAAAGAAAAUGGCUCACAACACCAAAGAUUUUUUCCCCCCUAACUUAUUUCCUUUGUUAAAAAGUAACUUUUUGCUUAAAUGUUUUUUUUAAUUGCUCAACAAUCUGCCACUUAAUAUCUACAUGUUUCCCUCAAAUAAAAAACAAUUGUUUUGUUUUUUUAAAAUUAAUUUUUAAUUAGCAAAGAGUGAAAAAAUGUUUUCUAGUGUGCAGCUUCUUUUCUUACACUUGUGUGUACUUGUGAAGUUGGUGAAAUUUUUGUUUUUGCUGAUUUAUAGCUUUGCUUUAUCUUUUUUUAAAACUGUUUGUGUAAUAAGUUUCACAUUUUAUUGAAUAUAUACCAAAUAAACAGCAUUGACAGAAA
This is a messenger RNA of Poecilia latipinna (sailfin molly), 3303 nucleotides long. It is a transcript of the gene unc45b, whose product is annotated as unc-45 myosin chaperone B. The transcript is spliced from 20 exons. The coding region runs from base 146 to 2938 and encodes 930 amino acids. Gene Ontology annotation, cellular component: cytoplasm. The record is from RefSeq and is a predicted model, not a curated record. Gene Ontology annotation, molecular function: Hsp90 protein binding. Lineage: Eukaryota; Metazoa; Chordata; Actinopteri; Cyprinodontiformes; Poeciliidae.